UUUAAGCCUCAAGCUGUAAUUUUUGACCUGAUCACCAACACCAAGUUUGAUAUGGCUAUCAUGGUUUUUAUCAUGUUGAACAUGAUUGUCAUGGGUUUAGACCACUACAGACAAACAGAAAUGUUUGAGCUUAUUGUGGAAAGACUGAACAUCUUCUUUAUUGCUGUCUUCACUGCUGAGUGUGUUCUCAAGAUCUUUGCUCUUCGAUGGCAUUAUUUUAAAGAACCAUGGAAUAUAUUUGAUUUUGUUGUUGUAACACUAUCAAUAUUAGGUGUUGGGCUCAAGGACCUGAUUGCUGCUUAUUUUGUUUCUCCUACCCUUCUUCGUGUAGUCCGAGUUGUUAAAGUAGGUAGAGUGUUAAGAUUAGUGAAGGGAGCUCGAGGGAUUCGGACCCUGCUUUUUGCCUUGGCCAUGUCUUUACCUGCUCUCUUCAACAUCUGCCUUCUUCUUUUUCUUGUCAUGUUUAUCUAUGCUAUUUUUGGUAUGGCUUUUUUUAUGAAUGUGAAACACCGUUAUGGAAUUGAUGAAAACUUCAACUUUGAAACUUUUGGUCAGUCAAUGAUUAUUCUUUUCCAAAUGUCCACAUCAGCUGGUUGGGAUGGUGUUUUAGCAGCCAUAAUGGAUGAGAGUGAUUGUGACCCUUCUAUUGACACCUCAGAGGGAAACUGUGGGAGCAGAAGUAUUGCAGUUGCAUACCUUAUUUCUUAUUUAAUUAUAAGCUUUCUCAUUAUCAUAAACAUGUAUAUAGCUGUUAUUCUGGAGAAUUACAGUCAAGCACAGGAGGAAGUUGAAGAAGGAUUGACUGAUGAUGACUAUGACAUGUAUUAUGAAAUAUGGCAGAAAUUUGAUCCAGAAGGCUCACAGUACAUUCCAUAUGAAAAGUUAUCAGACUUCAUGGAUACUCUUGAGUUUCCCCUUAGACAACCUAAGCCUAACAAGUACAAAAUUAUUUGCAUGGACAUCCCUAUCUGUGAAGGAGAACAGAUGUAUUGUGUAGACAUUUUAGAUGCACUCACUAAAGAAUUCUUUGCUACAAAGGGUCAUGUAAUUGAAGAAAGUGCUGAGCUAGCAGAAGCAGUCCCAUCCAAAGACAACAGAAAGUUCCAGCCAAUCAGCAGUACUCUGUGGCGGCAACGGGAGGAGUAUUGUGCACGUGUGAUUCAGCAAGCAUUAAGACAUUUUAAAGAAAGAAAAUUACUAUAUACAGACAAAACACAAACUGCCCUUGGUGUUGCAGCUAAUAAUUUUGUGACUAGUGAUCAUAAAAUUGUGGUUUAUUCACGGUCAUCCAGUGAAUCUAGUAGUACCACAGAUGUGUGAUAAGCACUAAAUUUCAUAGAUGAAAAUGUUUCAAACAAGAAGGCAGCCAACAGGUAAACAGGUAUCAAGCUGUAUUUUUGUAUUCUUAUGCAGAAGAGACCAAGACCAUUCUGCUUACAACACAGUGGUUGAUUAACAUGAUAACAAUGGUUUUUCCACUUGUUAUUUUUCUAACGACUAUUAAUUAAAAGGUCAACAUCUCUACUGUGUACAUAUGCAAGGCUUUGGAGUCAAAUCCUCUAAAAUAAUUAUUUGUUCAAAUUUGGAGACACUUUGUGUUUUGUUGCAGGAUGAACUUCAGGUAUGCUUCCUGUUUAUUCUUCCUUGUUUAAUGUUGAAACAGUUCACAAUCAAAGAAUCUUUGCUGGAAUUACCAAUAUUGUACACAGUUGUUUUAAAAAGGUUUUUACUUGUAAAUUUCAAUUAUCUAAUUAUGUUGCAGCACAAUCAAAACAUUUGUCUUUACUGCUUUUAACUGUAUUCCUCUUUUAUAAUGAAUUGAGUUGCUCAGCUAGACUUUUUAAUAUUUUGAUGUAUUUUAAUUUAAUCUCUUUUUCUUAAGAAUUAGAUUUUUUAUAAGUUUAAUGAUUCUUCUAGGCUUCUUGUAACAUAUUUAUUUCCUUACUAAAACAUCAGAGAAAGUCAAGAAAAUGGAAGAUGUUGGUUCUACAUUUAAUAAUGAGGAUUUCUUUUAUACUGGGCAACUCCAGCUGUACAGUAAAUUAUUAUUUACAGUAAAUGGUCAUAUUGCUAAUGAGGUAUGAGUAAAGAAAAUAUAAAACUUUUAGAAAAAUAACUUCUAUUCAUGAAUAGCAUUCUGCUUGAUUUAUCUGCUACAAAACCUAUUCUCUGUUUCAGACCAGCCCAGGAAAGCUGAGGCAUGUUGUAUAAUUUGUUGUUCCCAACCUAAUAAUGUAUUCUGUCAUAUAAAAUAAGUUUCCAUAUUGAAAUAUGUAUAUCUAUUUAAAUAAAGAAAUAGUUAUCUAUAUAAAGAAAAGUACUUAUAAGAGCUGCUCCCUUGCCCUUCUAAUGGGAGUUAAGAGAUGCUAAAAGUGUUUCAGAUGAUAAAUGUAUGCAGGACUACUUCACAAGGGCUAUUUUGUUUCUCAUGUGCCUUCAUAAGUUGUAAUUUUACAUGCAUCUGCAAUGAUCGUGCAUCAGAAAUCAAGUUAUCAAGUAUAAAUGAUGAUCCUUAUUUGUUCUGGUGCAGUGUGUUUGUUUCACUAUCCAAAGUUAAAACUUUGUACCAACUGUUUUGGGCCCCUUUCACAUCAUUUCAAAGCAAAUCAUUUAAACUUUCUAAUGUCAGUAUUCCUGAAAGCAUCUAUUACACUUGUGUUAUGGACAAAAUGAGUUAGCAUCAGUAAGCCCUAUAUUUUUCUUUAAUCUAUUGAGGGAAUUAGGCCGACCACUAAAGUUGAAAUUUAUAAGUUGAUCUUUUCAUUUCUACUUUAUUAUUCCAGCCCUUUUGGAAGUGGUCAGGAAGAGGCUGAAAGACCAGGAAAGUAAGGUAUUGAGAAAGAAAUUAGCCAUAAGCUUCCUCUCUUAUUAUUUCCACUCCCUUGUUUGUUUGGUAUUCAAUUUGGCCUUUCAUAGAUGUUCUUACUUUGUAAAACAUAACAGUUUGUAUCAAGUUCCCUGUAUAUACCUCAUUGAAUAAAUUUUGAUAAAUUUACCACAUCA
Messenger RNA from Limulus polyphemus (Atlantic horseshoe crab), 3003 nucleotides. Its product is annotated as sodium channel protein para-like. The record is from RefSeq and is a predicted model, not a curated record. The annotation marks the transcript as partial. NCBI's taxonomy places the organism in Eukaryota, Metazoa, Arthropoda, Merostomata, Xiphosura, Limulidae. Gene Ontology annotation, biological process: membrane depolarization during action potential; neuronal action potential; sodium ion transmembrane transport. Gene Ontology annotation, cellular component: plasma membrane; voltage-gated sodium channel complex. The transcript has 2 exons. Gene Ontology annotation, molecular function: calcium ion binding; voltage-gated sodium channel activity.